AUGGAUAACAUAACAAAUCCAUCUUUACAAGCCAUCCCCGUCUCUCUACGCAACCUUCAGUCCGCCGCUUUUCCACAUCCUCAUCCACUUACUCCACAACUCGGUCCGGAUUACGACCCCACAGCUUUCCAACCAUAUGGAAUAAAUGAUGGUGCUAACGGCCAAGUCCAAGCAUUUCCGCAACCAAGACAGAGCUUCCAGACACCCACCAGAUAUCCGAAUGGAUCAUUCAGUGUCAUCACUCCAGAUCAGCCGCAGCAGCCAGCUGUUUCAUUUCCUGUCAAUCAAGAUGUCUCGCCAGCAAAAGAGAUUGGAGGUCACUUCAGUGGGAUGAAAGCAAUUCCAAAUCCACCUGACCUACAAGAAUGGCGACAUAAGCUUUUCAAUAUCAAAGAAAUGAUCACACUGACUGAGGAUGAAUUUCAAACCUAUUUUCCGCACGUAGACAACAUCUAUUCGCAUCGAUCCACGCAACGAUAUAAACGCAAACCCUUCGUGUCCCAUUACUGGGACUGUCGACUGAAGGGCAGACCACCGGGCACACCCAAGACAGACGAUCCAGGCAAGAAGAAGCGCAGAAGAACGGCAAGACAGCGAGAUCUGUGCGAUGUCAAGAUCAAAAUCACCGAAUACUUUCCUGGUGCGGCAGCCAUGAUGGCACAACCCGACUUUGGUGCCGGAGUUGACGCUGCUGUGGAUCUCAUGGGAGAUGGCCGUGAGCCGCCUCAGCCUUUUGGAGUGUUGGCACCGAGUCAGACUCUGCCUGCUGGACAUCCUGGAGCAGGGGGGGCCAGAUAUUACACCAUCCAGCGAGUGAGCGGUGGUGGUGCGAAUGGGAAGGAAAACGAAGCUGGAGAGCAUAAGCACACAAUAGAGGAAAGUGAUGCUAUCAAACGGAACAGUGUGAGGAGGAAGAUGCUUAAAGAGGAAACGGAGAGGAAGAGGAUAGAUGCAGCCAACAAAACCACCACUACCUCCUCCUCCACAUCCACCAAACUCACAACCACCAACACCAAGACCGACACCACCACCGCCGCCGCCACAGCAGCAACCACAAACCCGCAGUCCUUACCCUCCAGCCUCGCCGCCCAAACCGCCCAGCGCCACUCGCAACCCGCUGACCUGAUCUUCUACGGCAACCUCUUCUGUCCUUUCGCCCAACGCAUCUGGAUCGCGCUCGAGGUCAAGGAGAUCCCGUACCAAUACGUUGAGGUCGAGAACAAGCUAUCGUUGCCACCGGAGGCAGUGGAGGUGAAUCCUCAGAAGAGGCUGCCGUGUAUCAGGCAUGGGAAUUGGGGGGUGUGGGACAGUGGGAUUAUGAUGGAAUAUUGCGAGGACCUCAGUAUGGGUCAUUCCCUCCUUCCGCUUGGCGAUCCGCAGUUGAGGGCUCAUUGUCGGAUGUGGGCUGACCAUAUCAACCGCAAAAUCAUCCCACCCUUCGACCUCCUCCUCAUCACGCCAUCCACCGACCCCAGCAAGCAAUCCUCUCUAACAUCCACCCUCCAGUCCGCCAUCACCGACCUCGUCAACGCCUCCCACGUCACAGGCCCCUUCUUCCUCGGCGCCACCAUCUCCUUCAUCGAUGUUAUGUUCGCACCCUGGAUUGUCCGCCUCUCGAGGGUGCUGAAGUAUUAUCGGCGGUGGCCGGAUCCGGAGGUCGGGACCAGGUGGGAGACGUGGGUGCAGGCUGUGGAGGGCGAUGACAGGGUACGCAGGACUGUGAGUGAGGAGGGAGAGUAUCAGAGGGUUUAUAAAAGGAGGGCGAGCCAGGGAGUGAUGACGAUGCCGGGUGGAGUAGGGUGGGCGCUUGCAGAUGGGAUGGUGCCUGAUAGCGGUGCGGAUGUUGACGGUGUGAUGGGUACCUGA
Endocarpon pusillum Z07020 is the source of this 1866-nucleotide messenger RNA. RefSeq lists its product as uncharacterized. The record is from RefSeq and is a predicted model, not a curated record. Gene Ontology annotation, cellular component: cytoplasm. The transcript is spliced from 5 exons. Bases 1 to 1866 code for a protein of 621 amino acids. NCBI's taxonomy places the organism in Eukaryota, Fungi, Ascomycota, Eurotiomycetes, Verrucariales, Verrucariaceae.